Zasmidium cellare ATCC 36951 is the source of this 3633-nucleotide messenger RNA. RefSeq lists its product as uncharacterized. The coding region runs from base 1 to 3633 and encodes 1210 amino acids. The record is from RefSeq and is a predicted model, not a curated record. The transcript has 2 exons. Gene Ontology annotation, molecular function: NAD+ poly-ADP-ribosyltransferase activity. NCBI's taxonomy places the organism in Eukaryota, Fungi, Ascomycota, Dothideomycetes, Mycosphaerellales, Mycosphaerellaceae.
AUGCCUCGGCGGCAGUUCGUCGCCGAUCUGGCCAAGGUCCAAACUGGUACCCUGCCACUCGGCAUCAGCGACGUCAAGGCUGGUGAAGAUGAUGGCCAAAUCGAGUUCCUCUUCCACGGAGCAUCUGGCUCGUUACCCUCAGGACCCGCCAAAAUCACCGCACUGGUUCCAGAUCUGGGAGACUAUCCAAAGUCACACGAGUACAUGAUCUUCGCCGACGAUAACGCUUCUCCCGAGAUCUCAUCCGCACUUGGCGAUGUUCGAGGCGUCAACCGCAAGACGGUCUUCGAAAUGCUCGACAUCGUCAGCGCCACGCUCACCAAACUCGACCGGGAUGGCGACUCUGUCAUGCAGGACUCACAGUUCAACGAGAUCGACAAGUACGAGAGCGAAGAAGAAGAUGAAGACGACAUUUACGACUCCGAUCAUGAGGCCUUCGAGAUUUCAGCUCCCGCACAUAACCCAGCUUACGCCAGCCAAGCACCCGCCUCAGCUAAAGCCGGAGCUAAUGGACGAGCAUUCAGACAACGCAUUCGAACUGAUCUUCGAAAUGCCAAGGAUGCUGGCUUCAAGGUUGGCUACCUCGGCCACCUGCUCGCCGGUUUCAACGCCUACGUGACGGUUUCGAUACGCAUGACCAAGCUUGGCAUCUCCGAAGAAGCUAUGCAGGCAUGGCAGGUCGAGCCUGACGACUACCUCACCCUCAUCAUUCAGUACCCAAAUGGAUACAAAACCAAUGAAGAGCUUCAAGGAUACGACAGCAUUCGACUUGUCCCAAACCUGUGCAUGAGGGUCGUGGCCGGCAAGCACUACAAGCCGACACUCCAAGAAGCCAUCAAUGCGUUUACGGUAGUGCAGAAGAAGGAUCGCACCAGCGUCAGCGUCAGCAACCUGCCAGAUUCUGAUACGCCAGAGAUCGCUCCGUCAAUCCGAGAGACAUUCAUCUCAAAGCCACUGGCUGCUCUCCUGCAAGAGCGACUCAUACCAAUUCUGAGAUUCCGUUCAGCAGGCAUGGGCUGGAAGGGUGCUGAAGAUUGGUAUCGCCAUCAAGCCUCGACUGGAACCAGCAGCGCAAAUGCGGACGUCAUCCCCGAUCAGUACUACUUUCCAGACUCGCAUAACGACGCUCUUCCAGACAUUGUCAACCGCGAUCACUACAGCGAGAAGGGAACGACGCAGUACUCAUUCCCGCUGCUUGCCAUGCAAUUCUUGCUGCGCCACUUCGUUCGCUGUACCGACUUCUGCCUUGUCUGCCAUCGCAAGCUUGACACAGAGGUUGAGGCAAUCAAGCCCUACGUUUGCGACGACAGCCUUUGCUUGUAUCAGUACAUGACCCUCGGCUUUGGCCCAAGCAUCGAGCACGAGGUCCUCGCCCAGCCAUACGUUGUGGACUUGCUCAUUUCUUUCUGCUACAACAGCGCCGCCGCUCGCAAGCUAAAGGAGUUUCCAGACGGUCUCUCAAUUACAGUACCUCCAGUCGACACCAAAGCAUACAACGUCGUCGACAGCGCUGCGAAUUAUCGAGGUCGUGUGUACGGUCAGCCUACGCCACCACAGAAGGCAUUGGCAGCAAAGGAGACUCCGAAAUACGACGCUGGUUUCGAUCUGAACAAGUGCGAAAUCAUCUUCUACGAUCAGUCCAAGACUUGCCCAGUCAGGCGAGGCAGUUGGAUUGUAUUGAACACAAACUCUGUCGAAGACCAUGACUUGCACUGUCGCGUCUCAGAGACCACAUUCUUCCCGACCAUCUCGAUUGACAAGCCGGUUCACAUUCGCAAGCAGCAGCACAGCGAGAAUGGCCAUCCCCCAGGCACGGUGGCGCCACAGACGCCUGCCUCUACCAGACCCGUCAGCCCCGCCAACUUGUCGCCAAACUGGGCUUCCGUUACAUUCUCUGUGUAUGAUCAAGACUUCUCAGAUCUAGACGCUACGGGCAAGUCUCUAUCCAUCUGCAGACUCCUCGACACCCUACCCACGGUCCAGGAGAUGAAAGACUACCUCAGCCGCGGUCACUCCGCAGAGCUUAGGUCCUGGGUUGAACGCAUCUCUCCAUCAGCACUCAGCCUCCUACGUUGGAUCAUUGCAAGCAAUCGUGCCUGUAUCAUGCAAGUUGACGGCCAAACAGAUGCGCAGACAGGUUCCUCUGGUGUCGAUCGAAGUGCAGAGAGAUGCUUUGGCAUGAAAGAUCAUAUGCAGUUUAGAUUCGCAAUGGGAGCACCAGACAAAGAGCAACGCUUCAUCACUGAGGUGCGCAAGACCACCAAGCGACUGGGACUCGAAUACCCCACCAUCUUCGCAUGGCAUGGCUCUCCUCUGUGCAACUGGCAUAUGAUUAUUCGAGAAGGUCUCCACUUCAAGAAUGCAGACCACGGACGUGCUUAUGGAGAUGGUGUUUAUCAUGCCAAAGAAGCGGGUACAUCUCUCGGAUACUCUUCCAUGAGCUAUGUUCCUUCUCAGCGGCAUGGGCAGUGGCCCGGCAGUAUACUCAACAUCAACAGUGCCAUUGCUCUCAACGAGAUUGUCAACGCACCUGCCGAGUUCACGUGUCAGCAGCCCUACUACGUGGUCCAGCAACUCGACUGGAUUCAAACUCGAUACCUCUUCGUCUCGGUUGCGCCAACGCAAAACCUCCUCGGCACUGACAAGAUGCCUUCGAACCCACAUCCACAAGAUCCCAGCAGAACUCCUCGUGGUAUGAGUGGUACCAUUGCCAUACCAGCAUCGGCCGUGAAGUCCAGCAAGACCGCUCGUGGCAUAGCCGUCGCGGACGAUUCGAACAAUCCCAACCCACUCAAGAAGCUGAAGCUCUUCGGAGGAAAGAGCAACCCCAUUCCUCUUGACGACGAUGACGCAGCGAGUGUUGUUACUGAGGCUGAGGAUGUAGACAUUAUGUUCGACGAGCCGCCAGAGCCGGAGUCGGAACCAGUCCAAUCCAAAGCCCAGCCGUCUUCAGCAAUCAAGAUGCGCGAGGGCCCAAAGACUGACUUUGUCCCAGGCAGUCUGGACUUCAGCUCCUUGCCCAUCAUGCCAAUGCCGACCUACGCCGUCUCCGGCACUACCAAGCACCUCAUGAAGGAGAUGAAGAGUUUGCUGAAGGUGCAGGAGACGACGCCACUGGCUGAGCUGGGAUGGUACAUUGACGGCAACAAGAUCGAGAACGUCUACCAAUGGAUCGUCGAGCUGCACUCCUUCCACACCUUUGAAGUCAAAGACAAACCCCUGCCCCUCGCCGAAGACAUGAAGAAGCAAAACGUCAAGAGCAUCGUCCUCGAGAUCCGCUUCAACAAGGACUUCCCCUUCUCCCCACCCUACGUCCGCGUCAUCCGCCCUCGCUUCCUCACCUUCGCGCAAGGCGGAGGCGGCCACAUCGUCAUGGGCGGCGCGAUGUGCAUGGAGCUUCUCACGAACACGGGCUGGUCGUCCGUGUCGUCGAUGGAGUCCGUGCUCAUGCAGAUCCGCAUGGCUAUUGCGUCUGAGCCUUUCGCGCGGCUCGAUGUCCAUCACGGGAAGAUGGACUACGGCACCAUGGAGGCGGCUAAUGGCUACAUCCGCGCGUGCCAGACGCAUGGCUGGACGGUUCCGCCGGGGUUCAAGGAGAUGGCGUACGGGUCGGGAAAUGGUGAGAUUCACUAG